Messenger RNA from Coccidioides immitis RS, 3403 nucleotides. RefSeq names its product AP-2 adaptor complex subunit alpha. Gene Ontology annotation, biological process: intracellular protein transport; clathrin-dependent endocytosis. Bases 416 to 3232 code for a protein of 938 amino acids. The transcript is spliced from 4 exons. The record is from RefSeq and is a predicted model, not a curated record. Gene Ontology annotation, cellular component: membrane coat; AP-2 adaptor complex. NCBI's taxonomy places the organism in Eukaryota, Fungi, Ascomycota, Eurotiomycetes, Onygenales, Onygenaceae. Gene Ontology annotation, molecular function: clathrin-cargo adaptor activity.
CAGCAGUGUUAUUGUCGGGAUAGACCGAAGAGGGUAGCAGGAAGGGCAAGGCCUCCAACGAAAGGGCGACAUCUUCAACUGCAAGCGAGUCGAUCUUUGAGCCAAGCUUGAAAUCUUUUGCUUUGUUCGUUUUACCGCGUUUGCACUGUGUUCUUCGCUCCUCUUCUCGGAGAUCCUAAAUCGCUUCGCUGCUGUGGCCUUCAGGCUUCCCCUGGCUGGAGCCACUGCAACGCCAAUCCCGCGGUCGAUCCAUUCGUCACCCUUCCCCGAAACUUGGCAUCGGUGGUGAUGCUCAUGCUGUUCUCUCGGUGAUACUCUCGGAAAUAUGUCAGUGUUGAGUUCCGCGUGAAGCCUAACUGGACCUGCAAAGUCCGGAUAGAGCGAACGGCCAACUCGGUCGUACUAAACCGCCAUAAUGUCGACAACUAUGCGAGGAUUGGUCCAAUUCAUAGCCGAUCUGCGGAACGCUCGAGCUCGUGAACUGGAGGAGAAGCGGAUCAAUAAGGAGUUGGCUAACAUCAGGCAAAAGUUCAAGGAUGGAAACUUGAAUGGGUAUCAGAAGAAGAAAUAUGUCUGCAAGCUCCUCUAUAUCUACAUCCAGGGAUACGAUAUCGAUUUUGGGCAUUUAGAGGCUGUUAACCUGGUAUCGGCCUCUAAAUACUCGGAGAAACAGAUUGGAUACCUGGCCGUGACGCUCUUUCUCCACGAACAACAUGAACUUUUGCAUUUAGUUGUCAAUAGUAUUCGGAAAGACUUACUCGAUCAUAAUGAGCUAAACAAUUGCCUGGCUCUCCAUGCAGUUGCCAAUGUGGGUGGCAGGGAGAUGGGCGAGGCGUUAAGUGCCGACGUCCAUCGGUUAUUGAUCUCUCCGACAUCUAAAGCGUUUGUGAAGAAGAAGGCUGCUCUUACCUUAUUACGCCUCUACCGCAAGUACCCGGGCAUCGUGCAGCAGGAGUGGGCAGAGCGCAUCGUUUCUCUCAUGGAUGACCCUGAUAUAGGUGUUACCCUUUCCGUCACGUCCCUUGUAAUGGCGCUUGUUCAAGACAGCCCCGAACAGUACAAAGGGAGCUACGUGAAAGCUGCGCAAAGGUUAAAAAGAAUCGUGGUUGAUAAGGAUAUCCCGGCCGACUAUAUUUAUUAUAAAGUACCUUGCCCAUGGAUACAAGUGAAAUUGCUGCGUCUGCUCCAAUAUUAUCCCCCAUCGGAAGAUACACACGUCCGCGGCCUCAUCAGACAGUCCCUUCAAGAAAUCAUGAACCUUGCUGUGGAUAUUCCAAAGAAUGUACAGCAGAACAACGCGCAGAAUGCAGUUCUUUUCGAAGCAAUCAACCUCCUUAUUCAUCUCGAGAGCGAACAGGCACUUAUGAUGCAGAUUUCAACUCGACUUGGUAAAUUCAUCCAGUCUCGAGAAACCAAUGUGCGAUAUCUGGGGUUGGAAGCAAUGACGCAUUUCGCCGCCAGAGCGGAGACUUUGGAUCCCAUAAAAAAGCAUCAGAACAUCAUCAUCGGUUCUCUGCGGGACCGUGAUAUCAGUGUAAGACGAAAGGGGCUGGACUUAUUGUACAGCAUGUGUGAUACGACUAAUGCACGACCUAUUGUGAAUGAGCUCCUUAAAUAUCUCCAAACCGCCGACUAUGCCAUUCGAGAAGAGAUGGUGCUUAAGAUAGCUAUAUUGACAGAAAGAUAUGCCACGGACGCCCAGUGGUAUGUUGAUAUCUCACUUAAGUUGCUCCAUGUUGCAGGUGACCAUGUCAGCGAUGAGGUCUGGCAACGAGUCAUCCAAGUCGUUACCAAUAACGAAGAGCUUCAGGCAUAUGCUGCGCAGCAUAUCUUGGGAUAUACCAAAGGCGACUGUCACGACAGCCUAGUGAAGAUCGGGGCCUAUAUUUUGGGUGAAUUUGGUCACUUGAUCGCCGAUAACAAAGGCUGUUCUCCCAUAGAACAGUUUCUGGCUCUUUAUUCCAAAAUGGCAUACUCCUCAGACCACACUCGAGCCUUCAUAUUGUCAUGCUUCGUCAAGUUUGUCAAUCUAUUCCCAGAGAUUAAGCCUCAGCUGUUACAAGUAUUCCGUGCCUACUCACAUUCUCCGGACUCCGAAUUGCAGCAGCGUGCUUAUGAAUAUCUCCAACUUGCCCUAUUGCCAGCCGAUGAUCUUCUGCGGACGGUCUGUGACGAAAUGCCACCUUUUUCGGAGAGAAUAUCAGUGCUUCUAUCCCGAUUGCAUCAAAAGAGUGCUGGAACCAGCGAUAAGCGUACUUGGGUAGUCGGUGGAAAGGAUGCCAAUGCAGACGAAAAGGAAUUUAUGUUGACUCAGAAGUCGGGCUUAAAGCGUUCCUUCACAACUCCGGCCAACGGCAUAUCUGGGACCAAUGGAGCAUCGAAAACAGGUGCCUCAAGCGACUUAUUGGGUUUGGACUUAGCAGCCUCAGACGCAACUGCGCCAAAUUUGGCAAGCGCUGCACAUCUUUCACCAGAUUGGGAUAUCGGAUUCAACAGACUCUUUUUUGUCGAUGAGGGAGUCCUGUUUGAAGACGCCCAGAUUCAAGUUGGCUUGCGGUCGGAAUAUCGCGGCCAUCUUGGUGUCUGUAAACUGUACUUUACCAACAAGUCUUCGUUUUCUAUUGGGUCUUUCACAACAACCCUCGAUAACCCUUCUCCUACCGGUUUGAAGGUAGACACCAAGAGCUUACCGGAGCCGGAUGUUCUUCCUGCAAGUCAAACCCAGCAGACUGUAUGCUUUGAAUGUCUUGGCCCCUUUACCAAGGCACCGACAAUUCGAAUAUCAUACUUGGCUGGUGCACUUCAAGCAUACACUCUUCAACUACCUGUUCUCAUGCACAGGUACAUGGAUGCGUCCGGGUUAGCCUCCGACGACUUCUUCAAACGCUGGAGGCAGAUCGGAGGGGGCCCGCUUGAGUCGCAAUCAACGUUUGGACUGGUCAACAUUAAGAAUCGAACGAUAAAUGAAGCAUCGACCCGUCAGAUCGUGGAAGGAUUUAAGUGGAAGAUAUUACCCGGAGUCGACCCAAAUCCAAAGAACAUUGUUGGAUGUGCUGUUUAUCAGGCUGAGAGCCGAAAGACAGGAUGUUUGAUGAGGCUGGAGCCCAACUACGAGAAAAUGAUGUAUCGGAUAACCAUUCGAGCCACACAGGAAGACGUGCCACCAGCACUGGUGAAAUUAAUGGAAGAAAGACUAGCGCAAGGAGUAUCAAAUGAUGAUAUGUAUAGAUAGCAUCUCGAAUAGUAGGAUUGUCAAACGCACCGACUAUCCCGGAUGACAUCAGCGGCAUUUCAAGGCAUGGCAAGGCAUCGCGCGUUCACUUUGUUCACCGUCCUUUGGGAUAAGGAUAAUAUACAUUGUAUAUAAUGCUUUUGAUUAAUUUGGUCUUUGAGCGUACGGGUA